AGGAGGUUCCCGGUCUCGGAAUGGGAGACUUUGAAUCUUCCGUGCGCGCGUGCCCCUGCCGUCGCCGUUCGCAACAUGAUCGCCGAGGAUCGCCGGGAUGCGAAGGGAUGCGGCGGUGUCGGGAGAUUUGAAAUAACCCCUCCCUCGUCAUGAAGCACUCUAGCAGCAUGCCACUCUGUUUCGAUCCCCCACUUGCGACUCAAGAAGGCUAAAGAUCUUUGCGAGAGCACGCACAUACUGAGCUUGCUUCCCCCCAUCAUCUGCGCGAGGUUGGAUGCCGAACAACAAUAGCGCGCCGCAGCCGCAGGCGUCGACGUCGGCGGGCAAUCAGGAUGUGCUCCUGAGGAGGAAGAAGGCGGAUAGGGCGUGCGAUUAUUGCAGGAAGCGGAAGGCGAGAUGCGACGCCGAUCCGUUGUCGGGGCGGACGUGCAUGAACUGCACCCUAAACCAGGUCGAGUGCACAUUCGAUGAUACGAUGAAGAAACAAACCAUGAAUCGGAAUUACAUCGAAGCUCUCGAGACGCGGAUCGCAGAGCUGCAGAACCGCGUUACGGAGCUUGAGAUGCAGCUAAAGCUGCAACAGGACAGCAAUCAUGCCAGUCCAGCUUCUAGCAACGACUCGAACACCAACUCCAUCACGCCUAAAGAUUUCGUCGCCAAAGCGUUAGGCUCCGACGAUCGGCGACAGGCUUCCCCUCCCCAGGACCAUCAAGCAGAGACCUGGGAGAAGACCUUCCCACCAUCUGAGGAGUUCGACCCCGACAGCGCCGGGUUCAUUCAAUCGUUGAAGAACCUCGAUAUCGGACGGGACUAUGUCCGGCACAUGGGCCGCUCUAGCACGGCGUAUCUGGUAUGGCAAGCGAUCCAUCUGCGCACGGCGGAGGACAAGAACCUCGCAGAUCGCUUUUACUUCACGCGCAGGCUCGACUUUUGGCUUCCGAGACCAUGGGAGAUGGAGAUCUCGGCGCCGCCGCGCCCGAAGUUCACGUUCCCAGAUCGAGUGCUUUUGCACCAGCUGGUGAACCUGUACUUUGACAACGUCAACAUGUUCUUCCCGAUGCUGCAUCGGCCCACAUUUGACAAGCAGCUGUACUCAAUGGAUCAUGCGCGGGAUACGGGCUUUGCCUGCAUCGUCCUCCUUGUCUGCGCGAUAGGCUCGCGGUACUCUGACGACCCUAGAGUGAAGGCAGACCCACACGCGUCGAAGCACUCGGCUGGGUGGCACUACUUCAGCCAGGUCGAAAUGGUCCGCAAGCCCAUGAUCAUACCCCCGAAGCUGCACGACAUUCAGAUUCACUGCCUAUCUAUCUUCUUCAUGUAUGCAGCGUCGAUGGUCGUCGGGUUGCAUGUUUGGACCCGCAUAGGUGUCGCCAUUCGUUUCGCGCAAGACGCCGGCGCGCACAGGCGGCGGACACGAAAGAAGAUAACCAUCGAGGAUGAACUAUGGAACCGAUGUUUCUGGACGCUAGUUGGCUUCGAUAGGAUAUUCAGCGCCAUACUCGGGCGCGCUUGCGCCAUACAGGAUGAGGAGUUUAGCAUCCGUUAUCCGAUGGAGGUCGACGACGAUUACUGGGACCCACCAGACCCGGCGCUGGCUUGGAAGCAGCCGCCCGGGAAGCCCGCCGUUUCGUCAACCUUUGUCGCAUGGAUCAAACUCACCCGGAUCAUGGAGAUGACCUUGCGCACCAUUUAUACUAUCAAUCGCACGCAACUGUUUGCCGGCGUCAUCGAGGAGGGCUGGGAGCGGCAGGUAAUUGCCGAGCUCGACUCUGCCUUAAACAAGUGGCAAGGCGCUCUACCUGAGCAUCUGCGGUUGAACCCGGACGAGCCAAGCGAUGUAUUCCUCGACUGUCAAGUCUUCCUGCAUACUUUCUUUGCGCAGGCGCAGAUCCUCAUACACAAGCCGUUCAUCACGCCACUUGAGAACUCGCGGCCAGUUGGACUCCCGUCACUUGAGAUCUGCACGAGUGCGGCGCGGGCUUGCGCGCAUGCAAUCGAUGUUCAUAGACGGCGACGGCCGAAUCACCCUAUGCCGUAUAUCAUGUCGACUAUAUCGUCGUCCGGCGUCGUGCUCGUGCUAAGCCUGUGGGCGAGGGAGAAGUCGACGAACACCAAUAACAUCGACAAACUGAAGGAGUUCAAGGAGAUCAACAUGUGUCGCGAGUAUCUGAAGGCGCUAGAGGAAAGAUGGGUUACCGCUGGUCGAUUCUGGGAUAUCCUGAAUGGGCUCUGUCACGUCCACCAGCAACUCGGCAAGCGGGUCCGCGAAGACGUCGAGGAGUCGGCACGAACAGCGCAGCCACCGCCUCGCACCGAUGUCGUCGCGUCAAACCACUCCUGGGACUUCAUGAACUUGAUGGUACCCAGUCAAGAUCUGUUCAACCCCAACACACCAUCCUCGUCCUCAUCCAACUCAGCUCCCACGCCGAGCUACGCGGACUGGAUGAGCCUUGCUGGCGCGGAUAUCGGCAUUGAUCCCUUCAACGCACCAUUCUCCAAUGCGCCAUCGACAUCGUCUCCCGCGACUUUGCCGACCCCCGCGCCCGUGGCGACGCCUUCAAGUGUGAGCCUGGGUACCGAUACGGGCGACUUCUCCACGGCGGAGGGGUGGUUUAAGCAGCUGUCGACAAGCCAGCUGGAGAGUAUGCUUGGGGCGCAGGCGGCGGAGAUGGAUGCGACGCAGAUGGACGAGGCCAUGAUGGAGCGCUGGGCGGACGCGUUUCCGGCGAACUUCGUCAACGAGAGCCUGGUACAAGCGUGGCCAUCCAAUCCUGCACCUGACCUGCCAUCACUUCAACAGAGCUUGCAGCACCCAAUGUUUUCGCCCUCCGAUGGGCACCAGGAUUUUGUAGAUAAUGGAGAUUCCGAGCGGCCCCGCUGGUUCUAGAGGGACUUUGCAGACUCUAAGCUGCUCUUGUGUAUUUGCUAUCUUGUAUUCUAUCCCCGCUCUAUAUCAGUCUGUCUCCAUGUACAGUUGCGCCUGGUGGUAAAGUGGGUCAGCACAUCCUUACAGUACACUGAAGUUCGAAUGUCUGGUGCCCGUGAGAAAGUGCAUCAAUUGAGUGGCGC
Messenger RNA from Schizophyllum commune H4-8, 3069 nucleotides. RefSeq lists its product as uncharacterized. The transcript is spliced from 17 exons. The coding region runs from base 275 to 2887 and encodes 870 amino acids. NCBI's taxonomy places the organism in Eukaryota, Fungi, Basidiomycota, Agaricomycetes, Agaricales, Schizophyllaceae. Gene Ontology annotation, biological process: regulation of DNA-templated transcription; DNA-templated transcription. The record is from RefSeq and is a predicted model, not a curated record. Gene Ontology annotation, molecular function: DNA-binding transcription factor activity, RNA polymerase II-specific; zinc ion binding; DNA binding.